AUGGUGGUGUGCUUAGUAGUUUUGUGGGUGUCUGUAGCGGAAGAUGUAACAUUCGCAGCGCAACAUUUUGAUGUUUACCAUGGCACUAGGGAGGUACCAAAUGCAACAAAACCAUCAGAGGAAUUCAAUCGAGGACUCCUUGAGCAAACAGAAGGUGAUGAAGAUUCAAGUAGCUUACGCUUGUACCAGCAGUUGUACGGCUACGCAACUCAAGGCAAGAUAGAUAGCUUUAAGGACACCAUUGAAAGGAAGCUUGAAGCAGAUGAAGUACACGAUCCCAACGCUCGCGUUCGGCUUCUGUCUCGACUAAGCCCUCAUAAGAACACAUUCCUUCACAUAGCUGCAAGUUUCGGCCAUGCGAAACUAGCAGCCGAGAUCAUACACAUUCACAAGCCCCUUUUGUUUGAGAAAAACUUUGAGGGCGACACUGCGCUUCAUAUUACGGCCAAAGCCGGGGAUUUAGAUACAGCAAACACUCUUCUCCGUGAAGCCCUAGGCGCUGAAAAUGCUGAUGAGGUAUUCAUGUUGCUGACCUUGAUAAAUGAUGCGCAAAACACCCCCUUGCAUGAGGCCCUGAUUCAUGGUCACCAAUCAGUAGCAAAGUGUUUGAUAGAGGCCUAUCUCGCCUUUACUUAUCUUAUUAAUAAGGAAGAAAAGUCCCCUUUGUAUCUGGCCGCUGAGGAAGGGUUUGAUGAGAUCGUGAAACUAAUAAACAAAAAAGCAGUUGAGAAAAAGCCAGAAGUUUGUGUUAAUGGCAAGUCUCCGUUGCAUGCUGCAAUUCUAGGCCACCGGAACAAUGAACUCUUAGAGAUAAUAUCAAGUAUGGAGGAAACGUUUGAGAGCCCAAAUGAUGAGAAGGGGAGGACUCCACCACAUUGUUCAGCAUCAAUUGGUUACCUGGAAGGGGAAUUGAAGAACUUUUAUGGUGAAAAUAUACUCCAUGUUGCAGCAAGAUGCGGCAAAGACAAUCUUGUCAAAUAUUUUCUUAAAAAGGGUGAGUUUCGAAUGCUGAUAAACCAAAAAGACAGCAACGGAAAUACUCCUUUACAUUUGGCAACGAUGCACCACCAUCCCAAGGUUGUCUACAGAUUGGCAUGGGAUACAAGGACAAACUUAAAGCUCUUGAAUGAUAGGCACAUGACAGCUCUUGACAUUACAGAAAGCACUUUGGAAACUAUUGCAUCAUAUGAUGGGCGUGUUGGGAACAAGUACGCAUUAGUUCCGGUUUGGUAUAUUCUCAAAGAAAUUGGACAGAGAACUGAAAGGAGAAACAAAACUGGAGAGCAGAAUGCAGAUAUCUUUACUAAGGCAUUGGCAAGGGAUCGGGUUGAAUAUCUAAGGGGCAAGCUUGGAGUCAUCUCAGCUAAACACUUAGAAGGGAGUGUUAAAAGGCUUACAUGGACGGUAUUGAAAUCUGCUUUCGCACAGCGAGAUCAGAGUUUGCAUGUCCUCCAAAGAAAAAAACAGAGAUCGCCACAAGUAGCAGACAGUGGUGGAGGUUCGACUGACUUGAAGUUACCAAACGAGGAAAGCAUUAGGGACAGGGUGAAUACUCUAUUAGUGGUUACCACACUUGUUGCCACAAUGGCAUUUGCAGCCGGUUUCACAAUGCCAGGUGGCAACAAUGGUGACGCCCCUCAGGAGGGCAUGGCAAUCUUGCUAACCAACGCUAUGUUCCAAGCCUUUGUGAUUUGUAACACCAUAGCUAUGUAUACUGCCAUCUUGGUUGCAGUCUGUCUCAUUUGGGCGCUGUUGGGGGACUUAAAUUUGGUGGACACAGCUCUCCGUCUGGCAUUGCCGUUGUUGGGGAUUGUGCUUACCAUGAUUUCCUUAGCCUUCAUGGCUGGGUUUAUAUGGUAG
Messenger RNA from Prunus persica (peach), 1860 nucleotides. Its product is annotated as protein ACCELERATED CELL DEATH 6. The transcript has 7 exons. The record is from RefSeq and is a predicted model, not a curated record. Bases 1 to 1860 code for a protein of 619 amino acids. Lineage: Eukaryota; Viridiplantae; Streptophyta; Magnoliopsida; Rosales; Rosaceae. Gene Ontology annotation, molecular function: protein phosphatase regulator activity; protein phosphatase 1 binding. Gene Ontology annotation, cellular component: plasma membrane.